This is a messenger RNA of Dicrocoelium dendriticum, 369 nucleotides long. The record is from the annotation of a GenBank genome assembly. Lineage: Eukaryota; Metazoa; Platyhelminthes; Trematoda; Plagiorchiida; Dicrocoeliidae.
AUGGCUCCGAAAGUUGUCUCCGGCAAGGCGGCUAAGAAGGCGUCGAAGGUGAAGGUUCCCAAGGUCGACAAGAAGAAGAGGCGAAGGAGGAAGGAGUCCUAUGCUAUCUACAUCUACAAGGUACUCCGCCAGGUCCACCCCGACACUGGUAUCUCCUCCAAGGCCAUGUCCAUCAUGAACUCGUUCGUCAACGACAUCUUCGAACGCAUCGCCUCUGAGUCCAGUCGUCUUGCUCACUACAACAAGCGCACAACGAUCACGAGCAGAGAAGUGCAAACUGCCGUGCGUCUUCUCCUUCCCGGUGAAUUGGCCAAGCAUGCCGUAUCGGAGGGGACGAAGGCCGUGACCAAAUACACCAGCACCAAGUAG